GUUUUUCCUUUUUAGUAUAUUCGUGGUUUUGCAAUUUGUGCUACAAGUAUCGUAUUGAACAUUAUUACUAAAAAUGAAAUAAUAUUUGAACAAAAGAGCAAUUCUAAUUGUUGUUUGCAUAUUGGAAAGCUGUGUUUUGUUUAAUGAAAAACAAAAAUACAGCCGACGACUAUAUUCUAAAAAAAAAAAAAAAAAAAAAACAACUCGCUCAAGGCUAACUCAUACUUCAGUUUCCAUUUAUCAGGACAGACACGUGUCAGUUACCAGCGAAUAUCUUGACGAGCAGGUGAAGAACCUCGAAAGCAGAAGAUUCAAAACCCACCUGAAAUCAUCGGCCACACACUUGCAGUUUGAAGUUGGAGAAAUUGGAAAAAAAAUGGAGAGAGAUGGUGAAGGAACAGUGAGCUCACCGACGCAGAGGGUUAGCGACGGUCGUUCAAUUUCACCUACUAGAGUCCGACCCGGACCAGACCCAUUCCUAGUGACUUGUAGAUUAUUCAGCUUUGUUACUGCGUUAGCCGCUAUUCUCUGCAUUGCUGUUAAUGUUUACUCUGCCGUAAGAUCAUUUAAGAAUGGCUAUGACGUAUUUGAUGGAAUUUUCCGCUGUUAUGCGGUGGUGAUUGCGAUUAUUGUGGUUGUUGCUGAGACCGAGUGGGGAUUUUUCAUCAAGUUCUGGAAGGUGUUGGAGUUUUCAGCUGGAAGGGGCAUGCUACAGAUCUUUGUUGCAGUGAUGACCAGAGCUUACCCUGAAGAUUAUGGGCAUAGGAAUGAUCUCAUUCUUGUCCGGAACAUAGCUAGCUACUUGCUUCUUACCUGUGGUGCCAUUUACAUUAUAUCAGGAAUAUUGUGCUUUGGCUUUAUCAAACGUGCUCGCCAGGCGAAAGAAAUCUCCAGGGAGCAAGCCAUUAAGGAUCUGCAGGAUUUGGAGCGUCAAAGAGAAGAGCUUGAAGCAUUGUUGAUACAAGAGAGGGCUUGAUAACAUGGAGCUGAGGUUAUGGCAACAACAAACCCAACAUUCGAAGUUGAGGAGAAAACUUGGAAAGUAAAGCUCAAAUCAAGAAAUUUUAUGUUGUGUGUGUUUUACAUGCUAUGUUACCCAAUUUGAGAUUGAAAUUUUCACUGAUCUAUGUAUUGCAGAUCUGUACAGUUAUAUAGACCACUUUCCUCAUGGCAAUUAUUGUUAUAGGUUAGAUGGUUGUCUAUUCCUUGUUAGUUUUAGAAUUUAGACAGUUAAAUCUAAGAAGCAGCGCCUGCCCAUAUUGUUUUAGUGUUAGAGCAGGACAAUAUAUUCAACUAAUUAUUCAGUGUUAUAAAUAUAUUAUAUUAUGGAUGUUCA
Nicotiana tabacum (common tobacco) is the source of this 1336-nucleotide messenger RNA. Lineage: Eukaryota; Viridiplantae; Streptophyta; Magnoliopsida; Solanales; Solanaceae. The record is from RefSeq and is a predicted model, not a curated record.